Molecule: messenger RNA, 606 nt
Organism: Botrytis porri
Lineage: Eukaryota; Fungi; Ascomycota; Leotiomycetes; Helotiales; Sclerotiniaceae
Exons: 3
Coding region: 1-606 (201 amino acids)
Source: RefSeq, a predicted model, not a curated record
AUGGUUUGCACGGCUAGGCCCUCCUCCCUCAUAACUCUGAUCGUUCUCGUCCUGUUGUCUAUUGCUUUCUUUUCUACAGUCUAUGCCCUCCCCGCAAUCGACAUAGGUCCCAUUGCCAACCCUCAUAUUGAGAAUACUUCCAUCCCAACCGCAACGCUGAAUGAACGUGGCAGGAAAAAAAAACUAACUUGGACAAGUGAAGCUGUUGCAUAUACAAACUGCUGUCAAUACACUGAAAUAUCUGGCGAAACUGCUUUUGCAAUCAACUUGGCUGGAUGGGGAAAUACCGACGAUACACCAAAUGUGGUUGAUACUCUUCCCCAAGAUAAAUGCGCACCAGGUCUAGUAGAGAAUAUCAAGCGUAAUCAUGGCACGAUUUAUGCUAAAACUUGGAUAUGUGUACCAUCUUAUGGUGCACCAGGAGAUACCUAUGUUUAUUUUUACUUGAAAAAAGGAGACUACAAUACGAUAGCAACGGCGCUUUCUCAAACCCAUAAUAGUGAACCCGCAUGGCAGUGUCUUCCGAGAAAGUCCGAAACAAGCGGGUGUCAUAACCAGCAGGGAGAUACCUCUAAUCAGGCUAAGGUGAUUAUAGCUUGCAAAUAA